Molecule: messenger RNA, 2447 nt
Organism: Prorocentrum cordatum
Lineage: Eukaryota; Dinophyceae; Prorocentrales; Prorocentraceae
Source: the annotation of a GenBank genome assembly
GCCAGCUACCCGUUGUGGGUCUACGCUCAGGACUUGAUAUUGUGGAGCGCGGCCACCGAGGCUACAACGGCCUGGGGCGACAGCUUGGCCGCAGCAGCGGCCAUGCCACAGCAAGCAGCAUACCCCACGAGCGACCCGUACGUCAACACGCCAGAUGAGCAAUACAUGAUGGAGGAUUUCUUUGGCGACAGCGACACGGAGUCGGACGAGGACCUGCAGGACCCAGAGUGUACGGACGAGGCAAUAGAGGCAUAUGCAUCGAAUCUCCUUCCCCCUGGAGUGCCGGCCAACAGGACGAAUAUCACGACGGUGUUGUACGAGACAUACCUCAACAUAAAGAAGCGUUAUAGAGCCUACACGAAGAAGACGACGAAGGUCAGACGGUCCAAUCGGCGAUACUACGGUCGGCGCUCAGGACAAGGCAAAGGAGGAUUUCGGCGACAAUUCGGCAAGCCAAGCCACUUCCCCGUCGAAGAGCAGCACGACCCCACGUACUUCAAGGGUGGAAAGGGGAAGGGCAGCAGCUUCCGUGGACACGGCAAGAACAGAAAGGACCCAGUCACAGGCGAAGCGAUGAAGUGCCACGAGUGCGGUAGCGACGAACACCUGCGGAGGAAUUGCCCCAAGCUUCACCACCUGACGCAUGCGGCAGUCUUGGAAUGGUCUCAGAUCGUCGCAGACGGCACGGGCAUCCCGACGGACAUCAACACGGACCACGUCACACACCAGGAGCGACAGCUGCGGGAACUGAUGACCAGGAGCUUCAAUCCCCAACAGCCUCAGCAGGCAGUCGCGGCAGAACAUCAACAUACAUCGAUCUUGCAUCAGCUUCGCAUCUUGGAUCAGACGGCGAACGACGGAGAACAGAUAUCAGCGAGAUUCUUCCCCUGGUGGAACCUGGACGUGGAGCUGGACGAGACCAGCAGUUUCAACAUGGCGAACCUGAACGACGAGCAGAUCUUCCUCCUCAAGACGAAGUUGCCAGGCGAAGGACGUGAAGGACUUCUGGUGGACACUGGCGCACACGACAAUCUGGUGGGCAACCUGUUCAUCAAGCGCGUCCUGAACAUCUUGAGCGAGCAAGGCAUGAUGGACAAGGUGAAGUGGCAAAAGCUUCCCAAGCCCAUCAACGUGUCAGGUGUCGGCAAGGAGAGCCAACUCGUCGAAUGGGCCAUCACGAUUCCUCUAAAGGUCAUCGCGAACGAUGUGAAGAGCGACACUACCUACACGGCCCCAGUCGUCGGCACCGAGGAGGAUCCAUCUACAAUACCAGCGUUGUGGGGCAUCAAGUCUAUGCGACAUCAGCGGGCAGUCAUCGACCUGGUCAAUAACGAGAUACAUUUAUGUGGGCCAGGCCGAGUAUACAUUAACACACCUCAUGGUACUUCUACGCUGAAGAUCGAGAGCAGCAUGAGUGGACACCCGCUGGUACCAUGCACGGAGUUCGACAAGCACAAGAGGAAGGUCACCUUCAAGGCGGAGCCGCAGUACGCGACGGAGCACCAGAGCGACGUCGUGCACCACUUCAGCGACUUCAUCGGCAAGCAGCACGAGAGCGGCAGCCUGAAGACUACCAUGGUGCGGCUUCAGGAUGGCAGUCACACCUCGACCAUCCGCCUGGAGGCCAACUUUGAUUUGGGCGCUCCGGGCAUGAUCGACCACGCGGAGGCACCGGCGGCAGUCGCGAGCCUCCUUGAUUUGUUGUUCAAGGCAGAGCACAAGACGACGGACAACAGCAGUGGCGACCAGGUUAUGUUCGACGUUCUCGAUGAAGAUUCCACGGCAUACCCUACCGAUGCAGCUGUUCGGGCUAAAGAGAGAGAGCGGCAUCGGAAAGCACAGGCCAUCGACCCAACGCACGCCACGCCGAGCAAGAAGAAGAAGUUCAAGGUGGAGCAGCACUUCGACGACUGCGGGCUCGACGACUCUAGUCUCAAGCAGGCGCUGUGGACACUCAACCAGACCAGCACCGAGAUCUACGACGACAAGGACCAACUCAUGGACAACGAACAGGACCAAGACACCUGCUCGGUGUUUGUCUCUUCGCUACGAGGCUUGAGUGGGUCAGACACCAACGACAAGACCUACAGCCACGUGCCAAAGCAGUUCAAGUACGACGCGUUCACCAGCUUUAUGGCAGAUUGGUCUUAUCCCGCUCAGUAUAGCUCACAGAGCAGGGACCACUACAUCGACGUUGUGGAGAUAUGUGGAGGUAACGCUAGAACAUCACAGAUACUGAUCCACCGCUUCCACGAGACCAAGAUCGGGCUUAACUUCGACAUCAUUGUAGGCAUCGAUCUCUUGGACCCCACGCAAGAAGCGGCACUUUGGCAGUAUCUCAAAUCGAACAAGGUUCUGAUCACGAUUCUCAGCGUUCCCUGCACAGGACUAGCAGGCUGGCAGACAUUGAACAAGUUCACCAACCCGGAGACCUGGAAGCAGAGUAG